ACCUGUCAUUUCCGGAGAUGAAAGAACACUGCACAUCCAAUGGAUUAAUAAAUGACAGUAGCUGCUAAUCAUUUCAACCACUAAAAACCGAUUUGAUUAUCAAAACGGAUAUUCGUGACGCUUGUUUUUAUGUUUGUUCCCAGGCUAUAUAUUUGUGUCGGUGUCCACAAAUGACUGUCCUCCUAAAAUGUGUGUUUUCAGGUCUGAAUAACUAGCUAGCUAGUUUGCUAGCUACCCAAUGAUAGCUGCUUAGCUGAUACAUUUCUGUGACCUAAUUUAGCUAACGUUAGCUGGCUACUUAGCGAUACAAAAUGUGUUAAAUUAAGCUUUGAUUUGGUUUCUGUGGUUAAAAAUAAUACUGUUUUUGUGUGUCGUCAUUAGCAUUGCCGGGAUGUGUUUACUUAUUCCUUUGCAGGCACGACUUUACGCUUUGAAUCAUUUGGCUGUACUAACGUUAGCAGUAGAAGGUCAAUAUUGUUGAUGCCAGCUACAGCUAACUAUAGUGGAAUACUUCUCAACAAACCGUUAGGCCUAUGCGCAAUGAGAUGUAAGGCUACUAUUAGGCUAUUCGAUAUGAGAUGUAAACAGAGUGGGGGCUUCAGCUAUCCAGAUUCACAGUUGUUCAUUAGUUAGCUAGCUAGUCAUUAGCUAACAGGAAAAGUAGCCAUACCCAGUGUUGGCUGAAGUUAACCUUACUCGAACACUUGAAAACACCUCAAUAAUAACAGCCAAUACUUGGAAUAUGGAUUUCAUGUGGACUUCAGCCAUACUACAAAAUCACCUGAUUCUACUUUCAAAAUAACAUUUUCAGACGACCGUCUUAAUUUCUGAUUUUUGCUGACAGGAAAACUUUCAUGUUUUGUUUUGGAGAGUAGGGGUUGGCUUUGGAUCAAUUGUUGAUUUUUGCAUGUGUUAUAGUUUAAUAUUUUUGCAAAUAGUAUCCUCUCACAGUAGAAAAUGAAUGGCCUAUCUGUCAGUGAGCUAUGCUGCCUGUUCUGCUGCCCUCCCUGUCCGAGCCGUAUUGCCGCCAAGCUUGCCUUCCUGCCUCCUGAGCCUACAUAUUCCCUCUUGCCGGACCUCGAUGGGUCUGCGGCCCCAGGGACAGCAGGGUCAGCGGGGCUGAGAUCCAGGGGAGGGGUACCUGGAGCAGCUGUAGGGGGUUCAGGCAGCAAUGGUCCUGCAGAGGGAAAAUGGAAGCUCCACCUGACAGAGCGAGCUGAGUUUCAGUACUCCCAGAGAGAGCUGGAUGCUACAGAGGUGUUCUUCACCCGCUCCAGCCGUGGCAAUCGAGUGGGCUGCAUGUACAUCCGCUGUGCGCCCACUGCCAGGUUUACAGUGCUGUUCUCCCAUGGUAACGCGGUGGACUUGGGCCAGAUGAGCAGCUUCUAUAUCGGCCUGGGCACACGCAUCAACUGCAACAUCUUCUCCUACGACUACUCCGGCUACGGUGUCAGCACGGGCAAGCCUUCCGAGAAGAACCUCUACGCUGACAUUGAAGCCGCCUGGCAGGCCCUGCGCACACGAUAUGGCAUCAGCCCAGAGAACAUAAUCCUGUAUGGGCAAAGCAUUGGCACCGUUCCCACGGUUGACCUGGCAUCACGGUAUGAGUGUGCUGCUGUGGUGCUCCACUCCCCCCUCACCUCUGGCAUGCGGGUGGCCUUCCCAGACACCAAGAAGACAUACUGCUUUGAUGCUUUUCCCAACAUUGAGAAGGUGUCUAAGAUCACGUCACCGGUGCUGAUCAUCCACGGGACUGAGGACGAGGUGAUCGACUUCUCCCACGGUCUGGCUCUGUUCGAGCGCUGUCCCAAGGCCGUGGAGCCACUUUGGGUAGAGGGGGCGGGACACAACGACAUCGAACUGUACAGCCAGUACCUGGAGCGCCUGCGCCGCUUCAUUGGCCAGGAGCUGGCCGCACAGCACGCCUGAACACCCCCACACCGCCUCCAGGCUCCAACCCUCCUCUGGCUCUCCUCUGUUCCCCUGGGUCUAAGUGGGUCAGGAGGAGUGGAUGGCUGGGCUCUCAAAAUGAAUGAUCCUUCACCUUUUGGGGCGACUUUGUCUGGAUGUUCGGCAGCCCUGUCUUUUAGUUGUUUUCCUAUUUUUCUGUCUCUGUCACCUGUCAUUAAUCCUGGUCAGAGAAUCUAUUCCACCUCCCGCCCCUUGGACAGUGCAAGAAUGCACCCAGGCAUGGAGGGCUCUCUACCUUCUGCCUGUUUUAUUUCUAUCUGUCUAAAGCCCCUCUCUAUUACCCCAGGCAUGGAGGGCUCUCUACCUUCUGCCUGUUUUAUUUCUAUCUGUCUAAAGCCCCUCUCUAUUACCCCAGGCAUGGAGGGCUCUCUACCUUCUGCCUGUUUUAUUUCUAUCUGUCUAAAGCCCCUCUCUAUUACCCCAGGCAUGGAGGGCUCUCUACCUUCUGCCUGUUUUAUUUCUAUCUGUCUAAAGCCCCUCUCUAUUACCCCAGGCAUGGAGGGCUCUCUACCUUCUGCCUGUUUUAUUUCUAUCUGUCUAAAGCCCCUCUCUAUUACCCCAGGCAUGGAGGGCUCUCUACCUUCUGCCUGUUUUAUUUCUAUCUGUCUAAAGCCCCUCUCUAUUACCCCAGGCAUGGAGGGCUCUCUACCUUCUGCCUGUUUUAUUUCUAUCUGUCUAAAGCCCCUCUCUAUUACCCCAGGCAUGGAGGGCUCUCUACCUUCUGCCUGUUUUAUUUCUAUCUGUCUAAAGCCCCUCUCUAUUACCCCAGGCAUGGAGGGCUCUCUACCUUCUGCCUGUUUUAUUUCUAUCUGUCUAAAGCCCCUCUCUAUUACCCCAGGCAUGGAGGGCUCUCUACCUUCUGCCUGUUUUAUUUCUAUCUGUCUAAAGCCCCUCUCUAUUACCCCAGGCAUGGAGGGCUCUCUACCUUCUGCCUGUUUUAUUUCUAUCUGUCUAAAGCCCCUCUCUAUUACCCCAGGCAUGGAGGGCUCUCUACCUUCUGCCUGUUUUAUUUCUAUCUGUCUAAAGCCCCUCUCUAUUACCCCAGGCAUGGAGGGCUCUCUACCUUCUGCCUGUUUUAUUUCUAUCUGUCUAAAGCCCCUCUCUAUUACCCCAGGCAUGGAGGGCUCUCUACCUUCUGCCUGUUUUAUUUCUAUCUGUCUAAAGCCCCUCUCUAUUACCCCAGGCAUGGAGGGCUCUCUACCUUCUGCCUGUUUUAUUUCUAUCUGUCUAAAGCCCCUCUCUAUUACCCCAGGCAUGGAAGGCAAAAACAACCUCAAACAGGUUAGGUGUUCUAAACACAUGUACUGUAUAUCAUCUUCUGAGACGUUUACACAUGAUUCAAUUUGAACUAACAACCCUAACAUGGGCAAAUCAUUGAGUAAUGAAAGUCUGUUUUGAGUGCUGACAUUUUGGUAUUUAAUUUGAAUGGGGAAUGUGUGUAUUUCUCUAACACAACGAUGACACUGAGCCACUACUUUACAAAUCCUGUGGCGUUGACGUAUGAGUAUAACUGUCCUAUUUGAAAGCAGGUUUGUUGCUAAUGUUUCUUGUGGAAUCUUUUUUUCUUUGCUCACCUCUUCUCUUUCUCUCCUCUUGUCUCAUCCUCUCUUCCUCUGUCUCAUUUACAAUUAAGCUGUCAGAUUAAUAGUCCAUGUCUAUGAAUAAUUUCUUUCAUAGACAAAUCUUACGUUUUUAUAAUUAUUAAGCAUGGUUUAAUUCUAAUCUAAAAAGUGAUUAGAGCAUAAGUCCUUUUUAAAAAGUUGCUGAAUGUUGCUUUGGCUAAAGUCCAAAAUCUCUCUGCCAAAUGAAUUGUUUCAAAAGCAUCAUUAAGUCGCUAACAUCUCUCUAAGACGUGAUUGAUUUCUAACUCGGCAACCACUCUCAUGUUUCACUCCCUGAUUCAUAUUCUACAGUAGUUGUACUACAAUUGAUGUUAUGAACAUGUGAGUUUACCUUUAGAACACAAACUAAGUCCUGCCAUGUUCUCUGAGUUAAGGAGGCAUUAGUUGGCCUUUACUCACACAGAACUCAAUUCACAUCUUACUGGGUUUCUAUAUGGGAUGUUUUCCAAUGGAUUUUUAAAAUCUUUGUAAGUGAUUUAGAGUUGUGCAUAUUCAAUUUCACUUGAGUUAUUUCAUCCCUCUAAAAACACAAAAUCAUUGUAAAUUACUAGGCUUAUGCUGGUAAUGGCCAUUCGCAUAGUAAAUUGGGUCAGGUCAGUUGAGAUUAAGUUGGGUGGAUGGAGUAUUAAUUGAACUUGCUGCUAAAGAUGAGGAUAAAUGGAUUGAAAAGGGUCAAACCCUCCACAUCCAUUGUAUACAUUAAUGCUGCUUAGUUUGAGGGGAAAUGUAACAGUCAUACAUGUUAUUUUACGCUGUACAGUGGAAUGGAUCCAGUGAUGUACAGUACUCUUUGCUGGUGUCAUGUUGCAUGUUUGAUUGGUUUCCUCUUUUGCUUCAUGUUAGGGGUAAUAACACUUCAUUAUAACACUAGUAGAGCUAUGGAAUAAGAUGUGCUCUAAUUUAUUAUUCACUAGGUUUAUUUCCAGCAGGCUCCCUUUUCAGCUCCAACUAGCCCUUUUCACUGACUUCCUACUGUUGCCACUCUAUUUCAGACAGACUUAAGAUUCCACAAUUUCUGACCGACUGUAUGAAAGUCGACCGAUUGCCCAACUUCCCUGGCAUACAGGGUCCACCACCACUCACAAGAUAGUGGAGGUCCUUUGUUUGGGUUGGGUUUUGGGAGAGUCAGGAUUACUUGUAGACAGCAAUCAAAUUUUAACAGUAUAUGUUCUGUCUUGAACAAAGCAUACCUCUUAUAUUGUUAUGUUCAUCAGAACCAAAGAAAGUCCUUCAUCACCCAUAGUACUUGGGUUUAUUGUCCAUCACCAUAUAAACAGUUAGGGAACAAAAGUUGUGCGCCCUGAAUCAGCCAGGAUAUGCUCUUGUUCAAGCUGCUAAUAGUUUGGUUUGGGACAGCUUAAGCGUGUUUACUCUCUAUGAACGAUUGUAUGGAGAAUACAAGCAAUACAGCAGAUUUGUGUGUGUCUGGGUGGCCUGAGAGAGGAGUGUGUGUAGCAGAUGAUGGACUGUACUUCGAGUGUAUGGAGUUCCAG
Oncorhynchus kisutch (coho salmon) is the source of this 5086-nucleotide messenger RNA. It is a transcript of the gene abhd17ab, whose product is annotated as abhydrolase domain containing 17A, depalmitoylase b. The coding region runs from base 958 to 1929 and encodes 323 amino acids. The record is from RefSeq and is a predicted model, not a curated record. Gene Ontology annotation, molecular function: palmitoyl-(protein) hydrolase activity. Gene Ontology annotation, cellular component: endosome membrane; plasma membrane. NCBI's taxonomy places the organism in Eukaryota, Metazoa, Chordata, Actinopteri, Salmoniformes, Salmonidae. The transcript is spliced from 5 exons. Gene Ontology annotation, biological process: regulation of postsynapse organization; protein depalmitoylation.